Molecule: messenger RNA, 1449 nt
Organism: Dermatophagoides pteronyssinus (European house dust mite)
Lineage: Eukaryota; Metazoa; Arthropoda; Arachnida; Sarcoptiformes; Pyroglyphidae
Gene: ldbr
Product: lariat debranching enzyme
Biological process (GO): mRNA splicing, via spliceosome
Cellular component (GO): nucleus
Molecular function (GO): RNA lariat debranching enzyme activity
Source: RefSeq, a predicted model, not a curated record
GAUUGUAUACAAUGAGCGACAUCCAUGCACAUUUUUGCGAUAUACAUUUUUAGCAAAGAAAAUUUUUAAAUUUAAAUUUAAAAGAUGAAGAUUGCCGUUGUCGGAUGUCUUCAUGGAGAAUUGGAUAUUGUUUAUCAGCAAAUUGAAUCAUAUGAAAAAAAUAAUAACACCAGUAUUGAUUUAGUGCUUAUAUGUGGUGAUGUUCAAACUAUUCGUAAUGAAAAUGAUUUCAAAUGUUUGGCCGUACCGCCAAAAUAUCGUCGGCUUGGCGAUUUUCAUCAUUACUAUUUUGGAGAAAAAUCUAUUCCAAAAUUAACAUUGUUUAUUGGUGGUAAUCACGAGGCUUCGAAUUAUCUUCAAACACUACCUUAUGGUGGUUGGGUGGCUCCAAACAUGUAUUAUCUUGGCUAUUGUUCGGUCAUUCGAUUUGGACCGCUACGAAUCGGCGGAAUUUCUGGUAUAUUCAAACAACAUGAUGCUAAAUUAGGACAUUUCGAAUGUUUGCCAUAUGAUCAAGGAACAAUGCGAUCAAUAUAUCAUAUGCGAGAAAUGGAAAUCUAUAAAUUACUUCAAUUACCUCGAACAGAUAGCAAUAAAAAACAAUUGCUCGAUGUGUUCUUGUCGCAUGAUUGGCCUAUCAACAUUCAUCAAUGCGCAACAGAACGUAAUCUAAAUAAUUUAUUAAAUCGCAAGCCAUUCUUUCGUCAAGAGAUUGAGCAAUGUCGUCUCGGUAAUCCGUUGCUUCAACCAUUAGUUCAUCAUCUAAAACCGAAAUAUUGGUUCGCUGCACAUUUACAUGUUGGAUUCAAUGUUACUGUAUCACAUUCGAAUUCACAAGAUCAAGAUUCUAAUAAAUCGAUUUCCGAAAUUAAAACCCAAUUUCAAGCUUUAGAUAAAGUCUUGCCUAAAAGAUAUUUCUUACAUGUUGAAGAUAUCAAAAUUGACCAAGAAAAUAAUGCUAUCAAUGACUCAUUCAAGUUAGAAUAUGAUCUAGAAUGGUUAGCCGUAUUGAAAAAAACCGAUCACCUUUGGAAAGGAUCACGUGAACAGAUAAAUGGAAUCAAUAUUUUUAAAUGUGCGAAUGAAAUCCAAAUCACUCAGAAUGAUCUUGAUGAAAUUACUAAGCUAUUUUUAGAUGGUGAUUUUUCCAUACCAAAUAAUUUUGAACCCUGUAAACCUGUAAUGGAUCGUACUAAUGAUUGUGAUCCAUCACGGCAAAUAAACUAUUUAAAUCCACAGACAUCUAUCUUUUGUAAUAAGCUAGGAAUUUGGGAUCCCAACCAGAUGUUUAUAGAACACAAAGCUAUUGAUGUAAAAAAUCCAGAUGAAAUUAAUCUCGAUGAUAGUGACGAUGAUGAGGAUGAUGAUUCACGUAAAAAACGUUUAAAAUCUGAUUUAUUUAUUAUUGAUACUAAGGGUACAUUUCAAACAUAAUCAAUCAAUGUUAUU